UUCAUUACCCGUUUCAAGCUCUAGGACAACUACUCUUAUUUCUUUUCCUGAUUCUUGAACUUCUUGUUAUAAUAAUGGCCGAACCCGAAGAAUCAAGUCCUUUUUUACCCAAGAAAGAAGAACCCCAAGGAACGAAUGGCGGGAAAUGCUCCAAGGCCGCCGCUUUUUCCCCGUCUCCGGAGAGGAAAGCUUCCACGGCUGUUCCGAUGGGUUGGACCGCCGAGGGCGUCCCGGUGGGACACGGCGUGAUGGACGGCGAGCCCGAAGCUCGCAGGGCGGAGUGGGAUUCCGGCCUUUGCGCUUGUCUUGGCCGGAAUGACGAGUUAUGCAGCAGCGAUCUUGAAGUUUGUUUAUUGGGAAGUGUGGCUCCCUGUGUCCUCUAUGGAAGCAAUGUUGAGAGGAUUGGAUCUCCUCCUGCCUCUUUCUCAAACCACUGCUUGCCUUAUGCCGGUUUGUACGUGAUCGGGAGCUUGUGUUUUGGUUGGAACUGCCUUGCCCCCUUUUUCGCCUACCAUACCCGCACAGCCAUCCGCCGCAAGUUCAAUCUGGAGGGAAGUUGCGAGGGGCUUGCCAGAUCAUUUGGAUGGUCCGACGUGUGGGCCCAGGAUGAGAUGAAACACGAACGAUGUGAGUCUGCGUGCGACCUUGUGACUCAUGUGUUCUGUCAUGUUUGUGCACUCUGUCAGGAAGCUCGUGAAGUUCGUCGUAGGCUUCCUCAUCCUGGGUUUAAUGCCCAACCUAUCUUGGUGAUGCUCCCUCCCGUGGAGCAGACAAUGGGACGUUAAGGACGUGUUCUCUUCACCCGAUCUGGUUGGUUCUGAUCCGAUUGGAAUACGCCAUAAUCUUAUUGUAAUUUUAUUUAAAGCUAUUCUUGAUUUGGUGUGGUCAAAUCUGAUCUGAUUCUAAUAAGAAUAAUUAAUACGAAGUAAGUAAUUAGAAUAAAUUGAGGAGAACAUGACCUAAGUCUUGGGGAGCCAAGAGUAUCUCUUCUUACUUGAUUCUGUUAUGUUUCUACUGUAACAUUUGAUAUGUCACUACUAUUGCUUUAACUAAAUCUUAAGCAUCUCU
Molecule: messenger RNA, 1068 nt
Organism: Cuscuta campestris
Lineage: Eukaryota; Viridiplantae; Streptophyta; Magnoliopsida; Solanales; Convolvulaceae
Source: the annotation of a GenBank genome assembly